Molecule: messenger RNA, 1589 nt
Organism: Paramecium sonneborni
Lineage: Eukaryota; Ciliophora; Oligohymenophorea; Peniculida; Parameciidae
Source: the annotation of a GenBank genome assembly
AUUAGAUAAAUGUUCUAAGAUUCUUUAUUUGCUGAAUCGUUUUGGAAUGCAGUUAAAGAUAAAUGGUAAAUGAAUUUGGAUGAUGAAGAAGUAAAUAAUUAACAUAAAUUUGAAGGAAUAAACAUUUGAGUUAUACUAUGAAAAGAGGUUAUAGAGAUUUAGAGUGAUAUCAGGUCAAUUGAUAGCCAAUAGUUAAUAUAUAAAUUUAGUGGAAACUUAUGUUAAUUUAGAUGAGAGAGGAGUAACUCUUUAAAAUAAAUUUGGUUAAAUAAAUGUCAAUGGGCCUAAUUUAUAGUAGUUUUACUCUGUGAUAAAUAAAAAAUGUAUGCAUUUGGAUAUAGAAAUGUAUUAUGAUAUAGAAAAAGUGUUGUUCUAAUUAGAGAAAUUCUAAGUAAAAUUUGUUGUAAUUUAAUAGGUGUUGUAGGCAAGGGAUAAAAUGAGUGGGAUGUUAAAAUCUCUAAAGAAGUAUUCGAAAUUAGAAGGAAAGGAUUAUUUAAAAUGGAUAAUAAGAAAUUAAAAACAUGAAUAUCUAUAUGAAGAUGAACAACAUCUUUAUAUUGUCAUUUCAUAUUUGAAUGGAAAGUAGAUUCAUGAGUUGUCUUUCGAAUAAUAGUUUUUUGGUUUAUUAAAAAUGUUUUACAAAUAUCAUAAUGAAGGGUUCAUUCUAAAUCACUUUUUAGUAAAAUUCGUUUUAAUUUUUAAAUAGGUUUCUAACAUAAUUUUGUUGGAUGACAAUUGCAAUAUGGAAAUAUUAGAUGAUUGCAUGAUUGAAAGAAUGACCUAUGAGUAUUCUAAGGAAAUAUAUUAAGAUGUUCAAUUAAUAAAGAAUUACUUAAUUACAAAGUAUAUUAAAAUAAAACUUCUAGAUUUCCUCAAGAAAAGGAUAUUGUAUAAGACAUGAUAAAUAAUAAUGUAUAAUCAGUCUAAGAACUCUUGUUUAAUUAAAUUUUCAUUAAUUACUUUGGAGAGAGUGAAUUUUAUAGAUUACUUAACUCACAACCAUAUUAAAGAUAAAAUUAUUUAUCUUAAAAUUCUAAAUUAAAUUUAUUAGAAACUUUCAAUACAAUUAGAUCAAGUAUUAUGGAUUCAUCUGAUGAAUAGGAAGAUGUUCUAUCAAUUAAAAAAUUUAAUUUUUCUUCCUAACAAUUUGAUGAUUCACCAAUGUUAUCUCCUAGUAUAAAACCUAAACAUUAAUCAAGAUUAUCAAGUAGAUAAGUUGUUUUAGAAACACUUCUGUAAGAAAACAUAAUAACACAAUAACAAUUUUAGUAAUUCUUUAAAGAAGAAGAUUUUUAAAAUGAACAGGAAAUAAAUGAAUUCAGUUAAAUGCUGACUAAAGAGAUUGAAAAUUCAUCUCUAACUACUCCAAUUCAAAGUGAUGUAAUACAACUUAUUAUUAUAAUAGUCUAAUACUACUUGUCCUAAUACAGUUAUUAUUCAUAGUAAGAAAAAUGCUGUAAAUCGCAUUUGCGAUAUUCUACAUGAAGCUUAGUAAGAAUUAAUUUAAGCAGCUAAAAAACCAUAUAACGUGAAUAAAGUGUAGAAUGUUAGAAAAAAUCUAUUUAAUUUACAUUGAUAUUUGAAUUACC